ACCAUUCGGCACUUUAUUUCGUUCAUCACGCAGCCAAACCAGCCAUAGAGAUUUUUUGAAUCACUCUUCUUCUUCUUCAACCAUGACUGUCCUCAAAUCUGCAGAUCGAGAUAAUGCUGAGAAGCAGGUGAAGAAGAGUUCAUAUUUUGAUUUGCCAUCUAUGGAGAUAUCUAAAGCAUUUCCUCAAGCAACCCCAGCCUCUAUAUUUCCACCUUGCACUUCGGAUUAUUAUCAUUUCAAUGAUCUAUUGACUCCGGAGGAACAGGCCGUCCGGAAGAAAGUGAGAGAGUGCAUGGAGAAAGAAGUUGCCCCGAUAAUGGCAGAGUACUGGGAGAAGGCGGAAUUCCCAUUCCAGAUCAUUCCAAAGCUUGGGGCCUUGGGUGUAGCUGGUGGCUCGAUCAAGGGUUAUGGAUGUCCUGGCCUCUCCAUCACUGCUAACGCAAUUGCCACAGCAGAAAUAGCUAGAGUUGAUGCAAGUUGUGGGACUUUCAUAUUGGUGCAUAGUUCUUUGGGUAUGCUCACUAUUGCUCUUUGUGGAUCGGAAGCACAGAAGCAGAAGCAUUUACCUUCUUUGGCUAAGUUGACUACUGUGGCUUGUUGGGGUUUGACAGAGCCUGACAAUGGAAGCGAUGCAAGUGGUCUAUUGACAACUGCCAAAAAGGUUGAAGGAGGUUGGAUAAUUGAUGGACAAAAGCGUUGGAUAGGAAACAGCACUUUUGCAGAUGUGUUGAUCAUCUUUGCUAGGAAUACGACAACUAACCAAAUCAACGGAUUCAUAGUCAAGAAAGAUGCCCCUGGCUUAAAGGCUACCAAGAUGCAAAAUAAAAUAGGCUUACGUAUGGUUCAAAACGGAGAUAUUCUACUACAGAAUGUCUUUGUUCCGGAUGAGGACCGGUUACCUGGGGUAAAUUCUUUUCAGGACACCAGCAAGGUCCUGGCUGUCUCACGUGUGAUGGUGGCCUGGCAACCAAUUGGCAUAUCAAUGGGAAUCUACGAUAUGUGUCACAGGUAUCUAAAGGAGAGAAAGCAGUUUGGAGCACCGUUAGCUGCUUUCCAGAUUAACCAACAGAAGCUUGUUGAGAUGCUAGGUAAUGUUCAAGCAAUGUUUCUAAUGGGCUGGCGCCUCUGCAAGCUAUAUGAGACAGGUCAGAUGACUCCAGGUCAAGCCAGUUUAGGAAAGGCAUGGAUUACAUCGAAAGCACGGGAAACUGCUUCACUAGGUCGAUCGUUGCUCGGUGGGAAUGGAAUUUUAGCGGAUUUUCUGGUGGCAAAGGCUUUCUGUGACCUUGAACCCAUUUUUACCUACGAAGGGACUUACGAGAUAAACAGCUUAGUGACCGGAAGGGAAGUAACUGGGAUUGCAAGUUUCAAACCAGCGACACGGAGCCGACUUUAAAGAUAAAGGCUGUGCAUUAUUUGUUGUUGUCUGUUGGUUAUAAUGUAAUGGGAGGCUUUGCACUACUUGGAGAACAGCAUUCACAAGUGUGCCAAAUAAUCUGACCUCAAAGCUUUAGGGUCGUGUGCAAUGGGAAAUAAUAGUCCGUUGAUAUUUUAUUAAAUCUCAGAAGAUAUAUCAUAAAUAACUUUUAUAAA
Molecule: messenger RNA, 1593 nt
Organism: Capsella rubella
Lineage: Eukaryota; Viridiplantae; Streptophyta; Magnoliopsida; Brassicales; Brassicaceae
Product: acyl-coenzyme A oxidase 4, peroxisomal
Exons: 13
Coding region: 83-1396 (437 amino acids)
Biological process (GO): fatty acid beta-oxidation
Cellular component (GO): peroxisome
Molecular function (GO): flavin adenine dinucleotide binding; acyl-CoA dehydrogenase activity
Source: RefSeq, a predicted model, not a curated record